This is a messenger RNA of Pipra filicauda (Wire-tailed manakin), 1848 nucleotides long. It is a transcript of the gene KCND3, whose product is annotated as potassium voltage-gated channel subfamily D member 3. Gene Ontology annotation, biological process: potassium ion export across plasma membrane; protein homooligomerization. The coding region runs from base 456 to 1817 and encodes 453 amino acids. Gene Ontology annotation, cellular component: membrane; voltage-gated potassium channel complex; neuronal cell body. The transcript is spliced from 3 exons. Gene Ontology annotation, molecular function: A-type (transient outward) potassium channel activity; protein binding. The record is from RefSeq and is a predicted model, not a curated record. Lineage: Eukaryota; Metazoa; Chordata; Aves; Passeriformes; Pipridae.
GCCGGGUCCAUCUCCCGGCUGCGGCCACCCCAGCGGAUUCUCCGGGACCCGGGUGCCGUUCCCAGCUGGAUCAGGCAGCCAGGGCAAAGCUCCGAGCGGUCCUGGAAGGGGAGGGGGCAAAGCGAGGCGAGCUCGGGCGAGAGAGGCAGGGAGAGCCUCCGUCUCGGCAGUAAUGAGGGAGAAGCUGUUUAGUCAUCUCUCUAUAUAUACUUUCACGAUGAUGAUCGCAUUUACUGAUUGCUGCUGACUGCGCGUAGAGAGGGAGUCAAGAGGCAGGUAGCACAGCUCACCUUUCAUCCCGAGGAGUGACUGCUCCCCCUUCCUUCCAGUUCCCCACAUUUAGCCCUACUUUUGGGCACCGGGUGUCUUUCCUUGCCAGAUGGAACUGAUCUGACUUCCAGCAGGUCUCGGGAGCAUCCUGAUUAUCCUCUCCAGUAACAAGGCCUGGGCUCAUCAUGGCAGCAGGAGUAGCAGCGUGGUUGCCCUUUGCCAGGGCGGCUGCCAUAGGAUGGAUGCCAGUGGCCAACUGCCCCAUGCCACUGGCUCCAACGGAGAAAAACAAGAGGCAGGACGAGCUGAUCAUUCUCAAUGUGAGUGGCAGGCGAUUCCAGACCUGGAGGACUACACUGGAGAGAUACCCGGACACUCUCCUGGGCAGCACCGAGAAGGAGUUCUUCUUCAACGAGGACACCAAGGAGUACUUCUUCGACCGGGACCCCGAGGUCUUCAGGUGCAUCCUAAAUUUUUAUAGAACUGGCAAGCUGCACUACCCCAGGUACGAGUGCAUCUCUGCCUACGACGAAGAGCUCGCCUUCUACGGGAUCCUCCCCGAAAUCAUCGGGGACUGCUGCUACGAAGAGUACAAGGACAGGAAGCGGGAAAACGCGGAGCGGCUGAUGGACGACAACGACUCGGAGAACAACCAGGAAGGCUCCAUGCCGUCCCUGAGCUUCCGGCAGACCAUGUGGCGAGCCUUCGAGAACCCCCACACCAGCACCUUAGCCUUAGUCUUUUACUACGUCACCGGUUUCUUUAUCGCCGUCUCUGUGAUCACCAACGUGGUGGAAACUGUGCCCUGCGGCACCGUGCCCGGGAACAAGGAGCUGCCGUGCGGGGAGAGGUACGCCGUGGCUUUCUUCUGCCUGGACACGGCCUGCGUGAUGAUCUUCACCGUCGAGUACCUGUUGAGGCUCUUCGCGGCCCCGAGUCGCUACAGGUUCAUCCGAAGCGUGAUGAGCAUCAUCGACGUGGUGGCCAUCAUGCCCUACUACAUCGGCCUGGUGAUGACCAACAACGAGGACGUCAGCGGGGCCUUCGUCACGCUAAGGGUUUUUAGGGUUUUCAGGAUUUUCAAGUUCUCCCGCCAUUCCCAAGGCCUGAGAAUCUUGGGCUACACCUUGAAGAGCUGUGCCUCCGAGCUUGGCUUUCUCCUCUUUUCCCUCACUAUGGCAAUCAUCAUCUUUGCAACUGUGAUGUUUUACGCGGAGAAAGGGUCCUCGGCGAGCAAAUUCACCAGUAUUCCUGCUUCCUUUUGGUACACUAUUGUAACCAUGACAACACUGGGUUAUGGUGACAUGGUGCCCAAGACAAUCGCUGGGAAGAUCUUUGGCUCCAUCUGCUCCCUGAGUGGGGUGCUGGUCAUUGCUCUGCCCGUGCCAGUCAUUGUUUCCAACUUCAGCCGGAUUUACCACCAGAACCAGCGAGCUGACAAGAGGAGAGCACAGAAGGUAAGUCAUCCUCGGCGAGCUCAGCUCCUGGGGGGGUCACCACGGGCUGGGGAGACACCAGGCAUGGUUCUGAGCACUCCCUGCACCUAAACCCACACCUGUUGGAUCCGAAAAAUCAGCC